GAAAAAAGGCCAUGCGUCAUCCCUAAAACAUUCUACACGUGGCAUCAUCUCCGGCCAUCGCGUUAUUUGCGCUACCCUAUACAGAGACCUCGGUUAUCAUCUUUCGGGUGAUCGUUGGCGUCAAUGGAGGCUGCACAACCGAAAAGGGUGGUGGUUUGCGGCGGCGGAGUGAUCGGAGUUUGCACCGCUUAUUUCUUGUCCAAAAAGGGAGCCAAAGUGACCCUUGUGGAGAAAUCCUCCAUCGCCUGCGCCGCUUCCGGAAAGGCCGGUGGGUUUCUAGCACGAGAUUGGUGCGACGGUGGGCCCCUUUCCGCCCUGGCAAGAGCCAGCUUCGAUCUCCACCGUUCGCUCGCCGAUGAACUCGAUGGUCCUCAAUCGUACGGCUACCGUCCGCUGACGGCUCUGAGCGUUAGCGUCGAGGAAUCGCCGCCGUCGGUUCUUUCCAGAGGCCGCCGUAGCCCAGCGCUUCCGUCUUGGGUCGACGGCCCAGCUAAGGGCCCAAAAACGAUCGGGACUACUGAUACCACGGCCCAAGUCCAUCCUCUUCUGUUCACUAAAACUCUGUGGGCGAGAGCAGUGGAGCAUCACGGCGCCGGGUUGGUGAUCGGGAAAUUGGAGAGGGUUGCGGUGGACGGAGGGCGAGCGGCGGCCGUCGUGUUGGAAGGAGGGGAACAGAUAGCAGCUGAUGCUGUCGUUUUGGCUCUUGGGCCGUGGUCUAGCAAAUUGGGCAUUUUGAGGUCCAUUAUCCGGGUGUAUGGACUUAAGGCCCAUAGCAUUGUCUUGGAGCCUAACGAGCGAGAUAAAAUUACCCCGCAUGCACUGUUUCUCAGUUACUAUCCGGCCCAUGCUCAAGGUGAGGAGCCCAUUGAUCCAGAAGUGUAUCCUCGGCCCACAGGAGAGGUGUACGUAUGCGGAAUGUCAGCAAGGGCAGAGGUUCCAGAUGAUCCGGAAGAGAUACACCCAGACCCCGAAUCCAUAGCGAUGCUCAAGAGAGUCGCCGGAAACGUGUCCAGCCACUUGGCGGCGGAGGAAGCGGAGGCGGCCGUGAAGGCGGAACAAGCGUGCUUUCUGCCAUGUACGGAGGAGGGGGUGCCUGCCAUAGGAAGAGUUCCCGGCGUGGAGGGACUCUACGUCGCCGCGGGCCAUAGCUGUUGGGGCAUCCUAAACGGCCCCGCCACCGGCGCUUCCCUGGCAGAACUCAUUCGAGACGGGCAAUCCACCCUCGUCGAUCUUUCCCCAUUUACCCCUUCGACGUAACAAUCUCUCGUCCUACCUAAGACCCGUAAUUGGAUUUUAAGUGUGAACUCUGGGCAAAUAUUGUUUGUCAUAUACUCCGUAAAACAUUCUGAAUAAUACGUAUCCCAUAAAAUAAGGCACUUUUU
Messenger RNA from Cuscuta campestris, 1382 nucleotides. The record is from the annotation of a GenBank genome assembly. NCBI's taxonomy places the organism in Eukaryota, Viridiplantae, Streptophyta, Magnoliopsida, Solanales, Convolvulaceae.